UGAGGGCGGAGACGGCUCCGAUAGGCCCCAGUUUGAGCCUGCGGGCGCAAUUUUUGACACUUUUCGCCAGCCGGCGCUGCCACACAUCGCUGCAACGCCGAUAAGCUCGUAAAACAGCAAGUGCUCUCAAUAAAACUCAGUGCUCUCACAAAAAAGCGCCGCAGCCGCUACGCGAGCGCGACGGAAACUCGGCUCUGACAAUAAUGCACCGCCUCGCCCGCCGCGCAGCGCUCCCUCUAGGAGCCUGCGCCGUCCUCCCUACGUCACGCCCGAGAGCAGAGGACCGCGCCCCCGCGGUCCAACGGCGUUUAACCGCAGUAGCCGAUCUUGCGAUAGAAGCCCAGCUCUUCCAGCCCGCCGUGCCCUGGCCCCAGUGGGACUGCAACUGGGACCAUAGGGAACUUGAUAGCCGAGGGAGGAGACGUUCCCUGUUAAAACCUUCCGGUGCGCCCAGAAGGCAUUUGAUCUUGAUACGGCACGGCCAGUACGACGAAUCUGCGGGAGACGACUCCGGACGGGUCCUCACCGCUCUAGGUAAACGGCAGGCCGUACAAGCGGGCAAACGAGUCGCUGAAUUGUUAAGUCAGCCCGGCGCCGUGUGCCGAGGCGUCCACUCGUCUCGUCUAGCAAGGGCCGUGGAGACCGCCGACCUCAUCCACGCCCAACUCAAUAACGUGCCGCGCCUGCCCGGAGAUCCGCAGCUAAACGAAGGCGUGCCCUGCCACGCGAUCCCCGACGGCGUCCACCACGCGGCUGCGGUCUAUAGAGAUGGAGCUCGGAUUGAAGCCGCCUUCCGCAAAUAUUUCAAGCGAGCUCUGCCGUGGGACGAGAUCGACGAUGAUGAUGGCGACGAGGACCACCCGGUCGCCUAUCCUCCGGUGAACGCGCCGACCGACGAGUACGACGUGUUGGUGUGCCAUGCCAACGUUAUUAGAUUUUUCGCUUUGAGGGCGCUGCAGUUACCUCCAGAAGGGUGGCUGCGGCUCUGCACGAUGAACUGCUCCGUGACGCACGUCACGAUCAGUCCCGACGGGAAGGUGUCCUUGCGGUCCUUAGGCGACACGGGCCAUCUAUCGGUCGACGAGGUGACGUUCGGGACGUAUACGGGGACGAACUGGUAAGGCUAGGCUG
Pelagomonas calceolata is the source of this 1131-nucleotide messenger RNA. The record is from the annotation of a GenBank genome assembly. NCBI's taxonomy places the organism in Eukaryota, Pelagophyceae, Pelagomonadales, Pelagomonadaceae.